Messenger RNA from Anolis carolinensis (green anole), 1171 nucleotides. It is a transcript of the gene airim, whose product is annotated as AFG2 interacting ribosome maturation factor. Bases 44 to 775 code for a protein of 243 amino acids. Lineage: Eukaryota; Metazoa; Chordata; Lepidosauria; Squamata; Anolidae. The transcript has 5 exons. The record is from RefSeq and is a predicted model, not a curated record. Gene Ontology annotation, cellular component: nucleus; cytoplasm.
GGAUUGUUUAUAAGCCAAGGGGAAAGAGAGUCCCCGCCUACAGAUGGCUGUGACGUCACUCCAGGACAAGCCACGCCCAUCGGAGGAAGAGGCAGGGCUGGGGACUACAUUUCCCGUCAGGCCCCGGGGGCGGCGAGAAGGAGGGAAGAAGGCGGAAGGCAGGAUGCCCUGCGAGGCCCUGCACUCUGCCCUGCGCAAGGCCUUCCGAGGGGUUCAGGAGCAGUAUGGGGCCUGGAAGGGGACCCUGGCAGCCGUGGCCCCGCUCCUGGACUCCCUGAGCAGUCUGGCAGAGCAGGCGCAGGCCCUUCAGGUGGCAGACCUGGACCGGAGCCCCCUGCGCCCCUUCCCUGGACUCCGGGGGCGGCUGCAGACCAAGCACCGGGCGGCUGCAGAGGUCUUGCUGGCCAAUCUCCAGCAGAAGAUGCUCCCUGAACUGCAGAAGGCCAGGGAUACCAUGGGCACCCAGGUGACUGGCAUCUUCCUGCUCUGCGAGGCACCAAAGGCUGAGCUGGGCCUGGAGAGCUUAUUUCAACGCCAACCGCUCUGCCCCUCGCUGGCUGACAUGUUGGAGUGGCUGCUGGACAUUGAGAGGCUCUACCACCAAAUAUACCUGGAGGCCAAGCUGCUCCUUCUGCAGAUCAGGUAUGAGAACCUGGCAGGGAUGCAAGCCCUUCCCAAGGCCUGGGAGCAAGUCAUGCAGCACAGCCGGCAGCAACAAGGCACAGUGGAGGAUGCCUUGCUGAAGGUCUCUUUCUUCCUGGAAGAAGCUGCCUGAGGAGGGAGGACAGUCCUCUCAUGCCGAGAGCUCUCCGACAUUCCUGCAGGUGGAAAGUCUCUACUUGGUGCAAGCAGGGGCCAGAAGUUGGUUUUUCUUUGCACUGGUGGGCAGAGAGCAUUUCAAAUGGAAUGGCUGGAUCAUUACUAUUUUUAUUGCUCUUUGCAUUAAUAACCACCCCUUCUGGGGAAAUCACCUGGUUUUUGUGGCCUCUGAGCAUAGAGCAUAGAGGAGGAGGUUGGAGGAAGAGAUCAGCGGCAGAGGGAAGCUGGUCUUUCUGGGAAAGGUCCAGCUACAAGGUCUUCCUCAUCUUUGGCCUUGAAUUGUGUUCUCACCCUUUCAACUUCAUUAUCCGUUUGCUGCAUCUACACAAUAAAGAUGGAAAAUUUUUGCACA